CUCUAAAGAUGGCGUCAGAUUCAAAAGGAUCCUGAAUAAAAGUUGCUGGGUUGUAAGGUCAUUCUGGCUGCCAGGAGAUGCAGGUAGAAUCAGCGCAGCGGAGGAGACAGAGUGGCCGGAGAAAGGGCGUGGAGAGCGGGCAGAGCCGAGCGGAGAGAACCGGGGUCAGCUCCGAGGAGAGAGCGAGGUUGAAAGAAAUUAUCACCACGAUGCAACAGAAAGAGAAAAAGCCACGGGAGAGAGGAAGAAGAGAGGGGAGGGAAGGUGAGGUUGAGGAAGGGAGGAAGAAGAAGGAGGUGACGAGCAGGAAGAUGGUGUCAGAAGGAGAAGAAGGAGGUGAUCAAGAGGAGAGGAUGAGGAGGAGAAUCCAUCAGCUGGAGAAGGAGAACCUGGAGCUGAGGACCAAACACAACCAGGAGGUGUGCGGGCUGCAGGCGGAGCUGUCCCGGCUCCGGUGCUCUGUGGAGGGGGGGGAGGCUCAGAGAGAGGAGCUGCAGUACCAGCUGACUGUGAGCCAGAGAGACUCCGCCCGGAACAAACACACACUCACAGAGCGAGCAGCGGAGCUCCAGCUGACGGUGGCGGAGCUGCAGAAAGCACUCGACCUCACACGGCGCUGCAGGGAGGAGGACCAGCAUGCUUUGCAGCAGGAAGUGGAGGAACGAGACAAAGUGAUCCACGGCUUCAGCUCCGAAAACCAACGAAUGCACCUCCUGCUGCAGGAUCAGGAGGAGGCUCUGGAGGAGGCGGAGAGGAGGAGGGAGGAGCUGCAGAGAGAGACAGAGAAGGAGGGGGAGGAGAACAGACGACAGACCAACAAACUGAAAUACCUGGAGGAGAGGGAGGAGAGGAGCAGGAGGGAGAAAGAGGUGUUGGAUCAGAGGGUGAAGACUCUAGAGUCGAACCUGGAGGCGGAGCGAGCCGCUCACCUGGAGUCCAAGUUCAACUCUGAGAUCGUACAGCUGCGGGGGCGGGACCUGGAGGCGGCGCUGAGCUCUGAGCGAAUCGUCCUGCAGGAAACCCAGAGGGAGAGAGAGCUGCUGAGGAGUCAGAUCAGAGAGGAGGAGAGAGAGAGGAGUCUGCAGAGGGAGAGGGAGCGAGAGAGGGAGGCAACUCUGCACAGGCUGCAGCAUGAGUACGAUCUAUAUAAGUCUGACCUCAGCGUUGCCUUGGAUACAGAGAGGACGACGACCUCUGACCUCAGACAGAUGCUCGAGGAGGAGAAGAGACAACACAGACACACACACUCUCUGCUUGAUAAGGCGGCUGAACGUCAGUGUAACGCAGAGGAGUGUGUGAAGCUCAUAGCAGAAACUCUCCAACAACACACUGAUCCUGCAGCAAAGCAUGAUGGGAGUUGUAGUCCUGUGCGGACGUGCUUCAAGGAUCUGCAGGAGGAGAGGCAGACACUGCAGCGGCUGAAUUCAGAUCAGAGCAAAGGGCUGCAGGAGUCACAGCAGCUGUCAAUCACACUGAAAGAGGAGGUGUCACGCCUUCAGAAGGAGAACUCUGAGCUGGAGAGAGAGAGGGAGGAGAUGGAGAGGGAGAGGGAAGAGAUGGAGAAAGAGAGGGAUGAAAGGGAGAGAGAGAGGGAGAGGGAAAAGGACGAGAUAACAUCAGAACUCCAGAGCAUCAGCGACCACUACGAGAAAGAGUCAAAGGCCUGCCUCUCCUUCCUGUACUGUGUGUAUCAGCGACUUCUCGCCGGUUGUGUCCUGCUCCAUCAGCCCCAGAGCAUGCUGGGUAAUUUCACCUGGCAGGAGCUGUGUGAUGUCAUCAACGAGCAGGUGGACCAGGUGACCUCCGACCUGCGGGAGGCCAACGACCAGAUCGCCCAACUGCAGAGUGUGUGUGAGCAGCGGAGUGUGUGUGUACGCGAGCAGCAGUGUGUGUUGACUCGUCUGAAGGAGAGUGUGAGAAGGAGGGAGGAGGAGAGGAGCAGCCGACACACACACACCAUCACACAGCUGCAGGAAGAGCUGCAGGUAUGUCGCUCUCAGCUCUCCUCCCUCCGUCAUCACGCCUCCUCCCUGGAGCUCAGAACCUCCUCCCUCACCUCCGACCUCUCUCUCCUCCGGGGGGAGGCGUCCUGCUUCCUGUGGGCGUGCACCCUGCUGGGGGGAGCGCUCAAACACACACUCCUCCGCCUGCAGGAGCUGUGUGUUCAGAAGAGGGUGGUCUGCAGACGGCUGCAGGAGAGGGAGGUGCUGGAGGGGGAGGUGAGGAGGCUGCUGGGAGCUCUGGGGGAGGAAGAGGAGGAGGAGGAGGCAGGGAGGAAGAGAAAGAUGGCUGUGAGGAGGUGGAGGAGGAGUGUGUGUGUGGUGCUGGCGGUGAGGAGAUGGUGUUUGAUCAGUAAACACACCGCCGUGAUGUUCAGGCUGCAGCAGGGGGGGGGCUGCACUGCUACGGGAACACAGCAGGAUCAAACCAGUCCAGACACAGAUGCUGACGGUCCUGAAGGUGUGUGUGCUCGCUGGCUGCGCUCUAAACGCCUCUCCUCUGUCAUUCAGUCCUCCAUGGCCGACCUGCAGGGGGCGCUCACACACACUGGCUCCUCCCCUCCAGAUGUGACGCAAUUGGCUCGUUCUGCUUUGUCCCGCCUCCUGAAUCACCUUCUCGACCAAUCAGACACAGGGUCUGGUCUGCCUGGCUGCGGAUUGGACGACGACUCGCUGAGCGGCCGCUUGAGAGCCGGGCUGAGCAGAGCGACGCCUCCGUGGCCCGACAGCAAGGCCCUGGUGUCCACCCUGCAGCAGCACUUCCUGGUUUUCAGCCAACGACUGCACUCGGCUGAGGUGGAGAGGCGGGGCUUGAGGCUGGAGGUAGCCAAUCUUAAGAGAGGACUGCGGCAGGAGAGAGAGGAGAGCUGCCGGACAGUUCCGGAGCAGCAGUUCCACAGUGUGUGUGUGGAGCUACGUCAGGCGCUGAGCAGAGAACAGGAAGUCCAGAGGCUUCUACAGGAACACAGCGACGACCAACAGACCCUCAGCCAAACCACACAGUCGUUGUCUGAGGCUCGGCAGGAGGUGAGCAGGAAGGAGCGCUCGCUGAGGAUUCUGGGUAAACACCUGUCGGGGGUGCAGAGGGAGAGGAAGCAGCUGGAGGACGAGCUGAGCGACACACACAGGCGUAGAGAGUGCCUGAUCAGCAACAUGAGGUCUGCGGAGACGAGUUACAAGCAGGUCAGGGAGAGCCUCCAAUCACGCGGCUCCUUGUCAGCUCAACCCCGCCCCCUGCCGCUACUUAAGGAACACCUGAGUGGAGCAGAGAGCAUCAUGGGAGCUCCAGAGGUGGCAGCGUGCCAGAGCCUCCUCUCCUCUGUCUCUCAGCUGUUUCUUGCCUGCAGCUCCAGGAUUGGCUGGCUGGAGCAGGAAGUCUCCGCCCACAGCAGUCACGUGACCGCGCUGCGCGGCGAGCUGCAGGACGUCUGUCUCCGUGACAACCUGGCCUUCGUACCUGUCGCGGGUUUUCCCGAAGCAUUCCCAUUGGCUGACGUGGAACCCGUUGUCUUCUCCGAUUGGUCGAAGGAGCUGCUGGUCAGUUUAAACCCCGCCCCUUUCUGUGGUCUCUCCAAACCCCUGAAGAGAGUGAAGAAGAAGAGGGGAGGAAGGAACGAGAUCUAAAAUAUCUCUGGACUCAAACAUUUUAAAGAUGAUUAAAUAUUCUUUAAGUGUUUACCGUUAACAGCUGGCUGGUGACAAACGACUGAAGGCCAUAUGGUGUGUGUGUGUGUGUGUGUGUGUGUGUGUGUGUGUGUGUGUGUGUGUGUGUGUGUGUGUGUGUGUGUGUGUGUGUGUGUGUGUGUGUGUGUGUGUGUGUGUGUGUGUGUGUGUGUGUGUGUGUGUGUGUGUGUGUGUGUGACCAGCUGUGUUCUGUAUGAGUUGUAAGUAAAAUAUUUCAGCUUUUCCGCUCGUAAACUUGGUCCUGGUUUUAAUUUUAGGAGUUAGAAACGACAGUGGGGGGAGCUGAAUGAUUUCAUCUACAUUUUUUAUUUUAGUUCUUAGUUUUUGAUUAAUUAUUUCCAGGUUUCCAAGUGAGAAAAGUUUUAAAGGAAGAAACACGACAAACAUUUUAUUUUACAAACUGCAUCAUCAGCACCACGACUCUCUCUCUCUAUGUGUGUGUGUGUGUGUGUGUGUGUGUCCCUCGGGCAGUAAAUGGAUUUCUAUUAAUGUGUCAAUGGAAGAAAAAAAAAUGCGUCCUCGCGCUCACACACCCUCAGGCUCUCUGUGUGUCAGUGUGUGUGACAGAGUAUUAAGUCACUUUGUAAAAUACGUUUCAUCACUCACACACACACACACACACACACACACACACACACACAGUUGUGCUGAAUCAGCGGAACAGUUUCUCUUUUCCUCUGGAGAGUUUUGUCAUUUCUUUUACUCCUUUACUGACUUCCUCUUCAGGUUCAAACUGCAGAUUACUCUUUACUGUUUUGUUCCGUUGAAGAACUGAGUCUCGUGUUUAUUAGCCUUUUAUAUUUUUUAAUUACUCAUCAUUUAUUUGCCAUUUUUUGGGCACUUUUACAGUUAUGUGGGUAUUUCCACUCAGAAAAUGAAUCACUUUCAAGAUGUUUUAAUUAUCUUUAUCUUAUUUAUUGUAUUGUCUUACAGCUUCUUCCUCCUGUUGUGUUUAUGGUGCCUUUCACCUUUUUGAAUGACUCUUUUCUUUCUAUAAUUAUACAGUUAUAAAUG
Messenger RNA from Eleginops maclovinus (Patagonian blennie), 4697 nucleotides. It is a transcript of the gene ccdc171, whose product is annotated as coiled-coil domain containing 171. The transcript is spliced from 25 exons. The record is from RefSeq and is a predicted model, not a curated record. NCBI's taxonomy places the organism in Eukaryota, Metazoa, Chordata, Actinopteri, Perciformes, Eleginopidae. Bases 78 to 3623 code for a protein of 1181 amino acids.